AUGAUGGUUCUCGGAUGCGGUGCCAGGAUGUUAAAGUUUUGUUUGUUCGCGUUCAAUCUGGUCUUCUUCAUUGCCGGAACUGUGUGUCUGGGAGUAGGUCUGUGGAUGGUGCUCGACAACCAGGCCCUUGAAAGGCUCGUCAACGCGGCAGAAGAGCAGUCUUCAGAACUCAGAAACUUGGUCGGCAAGCCGGAAGCCGUGCGAGACAUUGGGAUCGUUUUGGCGUCAGGUGGUGGAGUCAUUUUCGCGAUCGCGUUUCUUGGCUGCUGCGGGGCGGCCAAAGAAUGGCGACCCCUACUUGUUUUGGUAAUGCCUCAACUUGCAAACACAGCUUACAUACAAAUGGCACACAGCUAUUUACAUGAGAUAUCAUAUAAUCUCCUCGUUCCUGGCACUUGUGCUUAUAAACGCCUUCAGAUUUUUUAA
Soboliphyme baturini is the source of this 426-nucleotide messenger RNA. The record is from the annotation of a GenBank genome assembly. Lineage: Eukaryota; Metazoa; Nematoda; Enoplea; Dioctophymatida; Soboliphymatidae.